ACAAUGAGCAGUUUCUUAGACUACACGGUGAUGAGCGGGGAAGGUGGCUCAUGCACUGUUAGGGCUUUUCACUCGGACCACGGGAUUACAACUUUCCAGUCGUGCGGGGCCACUGUUAACAACUGCGGGGUGGAUGACCAUUUUAUGGUGAGCAGAGCUUCUCCUGACUGCGUCUCUCACCAGCCGGGGUCGUACCAGUCUAAUGCCAGCUCUCUAAGUCUCCCCUAUGGGGCCCACGCGGCCUGCAGCUCUAACUAUGGACCCCAAAGUUUCUGCGCUACAUAUAACCACCAUGCCCUCGCCCAGGAAGUAGACACCUCAGCUGCGUUCCCUCAGUGCGGCCCACUGAUGUACUCUGGUAACAUUUCCUCCUCCAUGGUUUCUCAGCAUCGCCAUGGUUACAGUGCCGCCCCCCUGGGUCAACUGCAGUAUAGCCACACUGCCUACAGCGGCGGGCACGAGCAAGCGCCCCCUUAUCCAGGGUGUUCAAACCCGCUGUCACCUCUGCAUGCUGCUCAUCUGGAGGCUUGCUGUUCACCUCUGUCUGAGGGCGCAUCGUCUGCACAGACUUUUGACUGGAUGAAAGUUAAGAGGAAUCCACCAAAAACAGGGAGGUCUGGUGAGUAUGGUUAUGCUGGUCAGCCGAACACGGUCCGGACCAACUUCACAACCAAACAGCUGACGGAACUAGAGAAGGAAUUCCACUUCAACAAGUACCUGACCCGGGCGCGCCGUGUAGAAAUUGCAGCCGCGCUGCAACUGAAUGAGACUCAGGUGAAAAUUUGGUUCCAGAACCGGAGGAUGAAGCAGAAAAAGCGAGAGAAAGAAGGGCUGCUGCCAGCCAAACUUACAUCCUCGGACAGCAGUCAGGAGAAAAUGGACGAUGCAGCAUCCGAGAAAUCUAUCUCAGCCCCAUCUACUCCUUCUCCCACAUCCUCCACUGUGUCUUCCACGGGGGCUGAUCCUUUCGCCUCCAACUGA
This is a messenger RNA of Pelmatolapia mariae (spotted tilapia), 981 nucleotides long. RefSeq names its product homeobox A1a (gene hoxa1a). Gene Ontology annotation, molecular function: DNA-binding transcription factor activity, RNA polymerase II-specific; RNA polymerase II cis-regulatory region sequence-specific DNA binding. The transcript has 2 exons. NCBI's taxonomy places the organism in Eukaryota, Metazoa, Chordata, Actinopteri, Cichliformes, Cichlidae. Gene Ontology annotation, cellular component: nucleus. Gene Ontology annotation, biological process: regulation of transcription by RNA polymerase II. Bases 4 to 981 code for a protein of 325 amino acids. The record is from RefSeq and is a predicted model, not a curated record.